AAAUAAGAAAACAGUAGAAAAAUCCGGAUUUUUGCGGAACAGUGACUAGGCAACAGUAACCUUCCUCAAGCAAAAGGUUCUUCAACAGUCAGUACUGUCAAAGGGUUUAGAAUCUCAACAAUGCCGUACCUUGGUUCAGAGGAUACAGUGAAGGAGCUGAAGAGAGCCCUGUCCAACCCUCAUGUGCAAACUGACCAUCUUCGCUAUAGGAAUGUUAUCCAACGAGUAAUCAGACACAUGACCCAAGGUGUAGAUGUGUCCAGUGUUUUUAUGGAGAUGGUUAAAGCUAGUGCUACUAUAGACAUUGUUCAGAAGAAGCUAGUGUACUUGUAUAUGUGUACGUAUGCUCCCCUGAAGCCUGAUCUAGCACUUUUAGCUAUCAAUACUCUUUGCAAAGACUGCUCAGACCCCAACCCUAUGGUUAGGGGUCUGGCCCUGCGCAGCAUGUGCAGUCUGAGGAUGCCUGGCAUACAAGAAUAUAUUCAGCAGCCAAUCCUGAAUGGUCUACGAGAUAAAGCUUCUUAUGUAAGGAGAGUAGCAGUUCUUGGAUGUGCAAAGAUGCAGAAACUCCAAGGAGACUGUGAAGUGGACGGUGCACUAGUUAAUGAGUUAUAUAGUUUGCUUCGGGAUCAGGAUCCUAUUGUGGUGGUAAAUUGUCUGAGGGCUCUUGAGGAAAUUUUGGCACAUGAAGGAGGAGUUGUCAUCAACAAACCCAUUGCCCACCAUCUCCUUAACAGGAUGCCAGAUUUGGAUCAGUGGGGGCAGAGUGAGGUAUUGACUUUUCUGCUGCGAUACAAACCCCGCUGUGAAGAAGAGCUUUUUGAUAUCCUUAAUUUAUUGGAUGGAUACCUUAAAAAUAGCAGUUCCAGUGUGGUGAUGGCUGCCACAAAACUCUUCUUGGUGCUGGCUAGAGAUUACCCACAUGUCCAGGCAGAUGUGCUUGUAAGAGUUAAAGGUCCACUCCUAACAGCAUGCACAUCUGGGAGUAGAGAACUCUGUUUCACUGCUCUGUGUCAUGUACGCCAGAUAAUAGACAGCCUUCCUGGCCAUUUCAGUAGCCAAUAUAAGAAGUUCUUCUGUUCUUACUCGGAACCGCAUUAUAUCAAAUGCCAAAAAAUGGAGGUGCUGUGCAAGUUGGUGAAUGAUGAAAAUGUUCAGCAUAUAUUGGAGGAACUGAGAGACUAUUGCACUGAUGUGUCAGCAGAGCUUGCUCGGGCAGCAAUAUUUGCCAUAGGAAACAUUGCAAGAACCUACUCAGAACAAUGUGUUAGGAUUCUAACAGAACUUCUUGAGCUGAAGCAAGAACAUAUAACAUCAGCUGUAGUGCAGGUGUUCCGAGAUCUAGUAUGGUUGUGUCCACAGUGCAUAGAGUGUGUGGCCCAGUCUUUGUCUGGCUGUGAAGAGAUCAUCCAGGACAGUGAGGGAAAGCAAGCAUUAAUCUGGCUUCUGGGUGUACAUGGAGAAAGAGUUCCCAAUGCCCCUUAUAUAUUAGAAGAUUUUGUGGAGAAUAUAAAAUCAGAACCAUUCUCAGUUGUCAAGCUAGAACUACUGACGGCUGUGGCCCGGCUAUUCGUAGCACGUUCUGCUGAAUGUCAGGAUACUCUGGGUCGAUUACUUUAUUAUUGCAUUGAGGAGGAAAAAGACAUGGCAGUUCGGGACCGUGCAUUAUUUUAUUAUCGUCUGUUACAAGCUGGAGUGGAAGAAACAAAAGGAAUUCUGUGCAGCCCGACAUCAGAUCGUUCUCUCCGCAUUUUAGAAGAGCAGACUGAAAGUUCCAUUAACAAAUGGGUCCCUGACUUUAAUACCUUGGCGUUCAUCUAUGGCAAAGAGCAAUGGGCAGCUAUGACGGCCAAGCGAGUAAUUGAUCUCCCCUGUGCAGACUCCAGCACAGAUGAUACCAAAAGAGAAGGCAAAGUACCACUGAUGUUGGAAAAGGAGAAUGACCCUGUUAUUAAUGCCAGUUCCAGUAGCCUUACCUUAAUAUCGAGUAUAUGUCUGACUACAGAGCAGUUUGAGAGGACAUGGCUAAACCUGGCUGUUGGCUGCCAGCAAGCCAUUCCUUGGCAGGAAACUGUUCAGCCAGAGACUUUGCAGGUUGCCCUGCAGAUGGUCCAUAUUCAGACAAUUGCAAUGAGCAAGCCUGGUUCACAGUCAUGGAAAGUCUACCUAGGGGCACAGGAUGACACAGGCUGCCUUUUCCUAACUGAGCUGCUGCUGGAGACAGAAAGUGCAGAGAUGCAGAUGUUAGUGAAGCAGACUGAAAACAAGCCAGAAGCCCUGCAGGCAUUUGUCUCACUCUUGAAGACAGUUCUGGAGACAGUGGCAGGCCUGACAUCCUGAUUUUUUUCCAAUUUCUGGUGUUGGUCAUAGGCAGGAAGAGAUAGCAAUUUUGUAUAUGGUUUAUUUAUUGUAUUCUUUAAUGAAGCUGUCAUUCUUACAAAUUGUCAGUAAAGGCUUUCUACAGCAUAACUUUUAGCGCAAAUGAAAACUGUAUGUUUAGAAAGAUAUGCAGGGAAACCAACCAGCCUUGAAAGGCAAAAUAAGAUCAUGUUUAUGGACAAAAGGAACUUUGUAUAUAUCUAGAGAAGUAAAAUAGGAAGACCUGCGAUUUCAGGAUGAAGGUAAAUCAAGGAGGAUUUGUGUGUUUGGAAGAUGUCACUAAGCAAUAUUCCCUCUAACGUCUGACAGCUGCUUGUGGAAAAAAUUGUUUUGUGCAGCUUUUUCUAAACCAAGUACAAAUUUCCUCUCCACGAUAUGAUCAUAUGAGUAAAUUGCAAAUAGAAAUAGCAAUUGUAAUUUUAUUUCUGCUUAAUUUCAAAUUUAUUUAUUUAUUGAACUCAUAUGGCCACCUGUUUUAAAUAGAAUAAUCUCAUAAUAAAAACAACAAUAAAACAUUCAUGUCACUCAUACACAAAGGAGCACAUUCCUUUUCCAUUGUUCUUCAACUGAUAAUUGCAAUAGUUUCUCUGGAUGGGGAAUUUUGAUACUGUAAUAAGAGAAAAACUA
Molecule: messenger RNA, 3006 nt
Organism: Protobothrops mucrosquamatus (brown spotted pit viper)
Lineage: Eukaryota; Metazoa; Chordata; Lepidosauria; Squamata; Viperidae
Gene: AP4B1
Product: adaptor related protein complex 4 subunit beta 1
Exons: 11
Coding region: 121-2340 (739 amino acids)
Biological process (GO): intracellular protein transport; vesicle-mediated transport
Cellular component (GO): clathrin adaptor complex; membrane coat
Molecular function (GO): clathrin binding
Source: RefSeq, a predicted model, not a curated record